Molecule: messenger RNA, 2790 nt
Organism: Penicillium brevicompactum
Lineage: Eukaryota; Fungi; Ascomycota; Eurotiomycetes; Eurotiales; Aspergillaceae
Product: mitofusin
Exons: 4
Coding region: 1-2790 (929 amino acids)
Biological process (GO): mitochondrial fusion
Cellular component (GO): mitochondrial outer membrane
Molecular function (GO): GTP binding; GTPase activity
Source: RefSeq, a predicted model, not a curated record
AUGAGUCAGGAGUAUUAUUCUGGUGAGGGUUCUUCCUCUCGAGCCACCUCGUCCAGAUUCUCUGGCGAGGAAGAGGUUCCAGAGCAGAAUCCUUUUUUCCCUCCCCCGCCGUCCUACAUGACUGUCGGCAACGGCUCAACCUCGGAUAGUGCUACAGCUUUGAUGACAUCGCUGAACCAAGAUUCCGGCUACGGGGGGAGCAUCGCCGACGAAAGCGCCAUGGAGGAAGACUCGAACGCGGCUUGGCGCGCAGGACUGAUGGAGGAUCGACCGACACCAGUGCAUACACCAACGCGCCCUGGAGAAUGGAAUCCGGCUGCUGAACAUGAAAAGCAAGUGGUUGCCAGCCAUGUUUCUCAGCUUCUUUACAACUCGAACCGCACCAAACUUGGUCGCGCAAUCUCCCGGACUAUCGAUACCUUGAAGGAACUCCAGGAUAUGAAUCGUCAAUGGCCCGCCCACUAUCCUUCGGUACAAAACACACCCGCUUCUCUUGAGAGUCGGCCACAGUUGAAUCACACCAACUCGGAAUUUGGGGGCAGCGAGAGGCCGACUACCCCACCCCGUCCAGACCUGCGACGCGCAGCUACCACCAUGGGCGGAGACAAUCUAGCAGAAUCCAGCACCUCCGCUGAACGACGAGCCCCGACAGAGCCCAGAUUGAUGACUCCACAGAUUGCGCAGGAGUUUUCUAUUCUCAAACUUGAUCUGAAGCUGGGCGCUUUAUCGCAGGCGGAACUAGUCCACUCGUUGGAAAAGUCAUCAAUUGCUUCGCUCCUCGAUGGGAAGAUCAGCCAAAGCAUGAAGCAUCUUCUCUCGCUGCGUGACAGAAUCGAGGAUACUUCGAGUAAGGUUCUGAUUACUGGAGAUCUGAACGCAGGAAAAUCGACAUUUUGCAAUGCUUUGCUGCGUCGAAAGGUUCUCCCAGAAGACCAGCAGCCUUGUACCAGCAUAUUCUGCGAAGUUCUCGACGCUCGCGAGAAUUGUGGAAUCGAGGAAGUCCACGCUGUGCACAAGGAUACGCCAUACAACCGCAACGAUGAAAGCACAUUUGAUGUCUAUACUCUCGCUCAGCUUGAAGACAUUGUGAUCGAGAACACAAAGUACAUGCAGUGCAAAGUCUAUGUCAAGGAUGUACGGUCUAUCGACGAGUCGCUACUCAACAACGGCGUCGUUGACAUCGCCUUGAUCGACGCACCGGGACUGAACUCGGACUCAUUGAAGACUACCGCCGUUUUUGCUCGGCAGGAAGAGAUUGACGUUGUUGUUUUCGUCGUAUCAGCAGCUAACCAUUUCACCCUCUCUGCAAAGGAGUUCAUUUUAAAUGCUGCUCAUGAGAAGGCUUACAUCUUCAUGGUUGUCAAUGGAUUCGACCAAAUCCGUGACAAGCAGCGUUGUGAGCGCAUGAUCUUGGAUCAAAUUGGCAAACUUAGCCCUCGCACUUACAAGGAGGCCACUGAGCUCGUUCAUUUCGUUUCAAGCAAUGCCAUUCCAGUUGCACCCCCUGCUAUCUCCCAAUCAGGCUCCGGUGGCGGUGGUGGUGAUGGCGGUGGCUCCGAUCCGCAUGAUGACGAUGACAAGAAAGACCCCAAUGACAAGGGUAAGGGCAAAGAACGCGAGAAACUCCAAGACUUUGAGAAUCUUGAAGGAGCCCUGCGGCGUUUUGUCCUUGAGAAGCGAUCUCGUUCCAAGCUUGCGCCUGCAAGAACCUAUCUACUAAACCUCUUGGCUGACCUUAAUUCCCUCGCCACUGUCAAUCGCGAUGUUGCUCAAGCGGAGCUCAAGCGAGUGACAAGCGAGCUGGCCGAGCUUGAGCCUGCUUUCGAGAAUGGAAAGAAAAAGAAGGGAGAACUUGCGGAAGGCGUCAACAAGGCCAUCGAUGACUCGUGCGAUGAUGUCUAUAAUCACACUCGCUCAACCUUGACUGAUACAAUCACCCGUGUAUCCGAUGCAGACCUUGGUGUUGAAUAUCCUGGUCUCUUCUCAGCGUUCCAAUACGCCGAGGAUUUGAAGCUGGCAAUGUUAGAUCAAAUUGCUCUCUCGGUUAACAACUGUGAGGAUUACGCUCGGGAAAAGACAGUUCAAGGGGUCGGUUUCAUCCAAAACAUUGGCCUGCUGCACAUCGGUGAAGACAAGUUCACCCCGCUCAACUUCCGGGCCGAUGCUAUGUUCCGCCGUGGUCGUCGUCACACGUUUGGCCGACAAGUUGAAACCGAGGUUGAGCUGUGGGACUUCUUUGAUGUUGCCGGUCUCUGGGAGCGCCAGGAGAAGCUGGCCGGAACAGGCGUUGCAAUGACAGCGGUCACUGUGCUGGGUGGUAGAGCAUUGGGUGGUUUCAGCUGGGUAGACAGUGCCUUGAGCGCCGUCAAACUCAUUGGCCCGAACAACAUGCGCAGACUCUUCUUCCCCAGUAUCCUUGCUGCUGCUGUUCUGACAACCGCAUAUGUGCUCAACUCUAUUCCGUCAACUCUUCCUCCCCGCUUGUCGCGCAAGAUUGCCGCCACUCUUGCCGAAAUGGAUUACGUCCACUCUAAUGCCAACCGUAUCUCGACCGAGGUCCGCCGCAUGCUGCGCAUGCCCGCUGGCAAUCUUCAAACUUGCCUAUCCCAGGACAUCGAGGAUCUGGGCAGACGCAAGCAAGAGGUCACCAAAAUCAAGCAAGAGAGUGAUGUUGCCACCAAGUACUUCUCAAACCUCUUCCGCGAUAGCAGCGAGAACCGCCGCACCGUUGAGAAUCUGGACCUUGAUGCUCCCCUGCCUGGCGGCAUGGCUGCGGCAAUGGAGGCGUAA